Messenger RNA from Eleginops maclovinus (Patagonian blennie), 8539 nucleotides. It is a transcript of the gene nhsl1a, whose product is annotated as NHS-like 1a. Gene Ontology annotation, biological process: cell differentiation. NCBI's taxonomy places the organism in Eukaryota, Metazoa, Chordata, Actinopteri, Perciformes, Eleginopidae. The transcript has 9 exons. Bases 1 to 6108 code for a protein of 2035 amino acids. The record is from RefSeq and is a predicted model, not a curated record.
AUGAUUUCGUACGUGGAGUGUCUGGGCAGGGAGGGGGCGAUGCCCAGCGGGGAGGCGGCGGCCCGCUGCUGGAACAGCAUUUCGGACGAUGAUCGAGAAGAGCUACUUCCUCCCAAGAUGGCCGCCCUGCAGCCGAGGACGGAGGGCAGCCUGCGGCGCCGCCUCCUCAGCGCUAAGCUGCGCCAACAACAGGACGCCAUACUGGUUCUGAACUCUGGUGGUAUUGUGCCUGGGGGGCCAUCAGGUGACAAGAAGUCCCCCCAGCAGUUUUGCAGCCCGUGGUUUCACCGCCAACCCCCAGAGGCUCAUGGGAAACCAGUCCCUCGCUACCCGGUGCUAACACAGCGCAGCCGCACCGGAUCCUGCCCCCCCACCCCGCAGCCCCGCCCCGGAUACACGCUUCCUGCCCCCCAUCAGUAUCUCUGCGCCGCGCGCCCCCUCCGGGAGCCCGAGGCGCCGCCGCAGUACUGCUACCGGCCCAGCAGGGGGUGGCGCUUCAGCUGCUUCAGAAGAGGGAGGAGCUCCGAGUCCGACGCCACGCAGGCCACGCCCCUUCUGCACAAAGGGGAGCGGGACAGUAAGUGGUCGGUGCACUACACUACCCAAAAGCCCCCACAGGGCCUGCUGUUCGUUCCAGCUAAGAGAUGCUCCGACAGCGCAGACGAUCUGUGGGGUCAGAGGUCAGCGGAGAGCUCAGCUUGUAACGGGCUGACUCAGCAUGGCUGCAGCCAACCAAUCGACUCUCAGUUCCACCCGGCAAGUUCCGCCCCUCAACCCCACCUCAACCAAUCAGAGAGCAGCUCGGCACGCAGAGGCUGGAAGGACAAAAGCAGGAGAAUGUCCUCAGCGUUCUCUGACGAUGACGAGGUGUUCAUCCUGAACAAAACGCGACCCGUGACGCCGCUGGUUCUGGACACGGGUCACCGAGCCUCCUGCUGGGACAUCUUCUCCUACGAGCCGCCGGAAGAGGAGGAGGAGGAGAAGGAGGAAAAGCAGCUGACCACCCACCUCCCCACACCGGAGGAGAGGAUGAGGCAGCAGGCGGGGGCCGUCCCAGCCGACAUCGUCCCCAUCAACAUUACAGGAGAGAGUUUUGACCGUCAGGCCAGCUUUAGGAAAGUAGCCUCCAACACGGACUCGUUAUCCGACCGACCGCGACUCGUGAACCGCCGCAAGACCGUUACCGGGAUCCCCGAGGACGUCAGGAAACUCGACUCUUCGUUGGUCCUGCCGGGUCAGUACUCAACCUUGGGUCGACCCGCCUCCUGUGAACCACAGAGGCGCCCUGGGGAGGAGGUCCAGGUGAAGUCACCAGCGAGGAGGAUUAGGGCCCCGAGAGGAAGAGGGAUGUCCAGCCUUAUGGCGUCCCUCACCUCCUCCCCCACCUCAGAGGUGUACAGCCUCCCCUGGCAAGAAACCACCUCCUCCCUGAACUCCAAAGCCAGCAGAACCAGCACCUCCUGCAGGAGGGUCAGCGCCUCCUCAUCUUGUUGCCAGUCCCAGGAGUUUGAAGGAUUCCCUUGCGCCCCUACAGUCAUUCCCAAGUCUCCCUCCGAGUGGUCUUACCCCAGCGACAUUCCCCUGAAAGAGUCUCCCAGCUCUCCUUCCUCCUCCCACUACUGCUCCUCUUCCUCCGUCGCUGAGUCUCAGAUCAGCUACCAGGCCCUCUCCCCGAGCUCUAGCAUCCAGAGCAGAGGGACGGACUGGAGCGGCAUCACCCAGGAGAUGAGGUCUGUUUCUGGGGAAGGUUGGAGCUGGGACCCCCUUCUGUCCUCCGGUUGCUCCACCCCGUCUGACAGCACCUCACUGUGUUCAGAGAGAGUCCCAUCCUCCCACUACAGCUCCCCUUGCUCCCUUGCAGAUUCUCAGAUCAGCUACUUGUCCCCGAACUCCAGCAUCCAGAGCGGCGACACUGGCUUCACCCUGGAGAUGAGCUCCGUUCCUGGGGACAGUUGGAGCGGGGACCCCCUGCUGUCCUACGGUCGCUCCAUCACCCGCAGCAUCUCCCUCCGGAAGUCCAAGCGCCCUCCUCCCCCCCCAUUACGCUCCGACUCCCUGAGGCAGCAAAGGCCACCUCGGGUGAAACCCCCCCGUUCCACACGUACUCCUAACUCCUCGCCCAUCUCCUCCCCAAAGGCCUUCAACGACCCCUGGGUGCUCCGGAGCAGCAAGUGGCGGCAGAGUGGGUUUAACUGUGGGACCGUCACCACUUUUGAACCCUUAACCUCCCCCUCUGAGGAUGUACCGCCAUGCCUCCCCCAUUCUCCCAUCCUCACCCCUAGCUCAGAGCAGGAGGGGUUCAACCUCAACCCCCAGCCGGCGGCCUCCCUCGGGCUUCAGCGCCUCACCUCCCCCUCCAGCGGUUACUCCAGCCAGGCUAACACCCCAACACCCGGCACUCCCGUGUCCUCCCCUCUUUCCUAUUCCUCCCCUCUCGCAGCCUUUUCCCUGCCCCAGACUUACCCCCUCUCCCCCGGCAUCUCCCCCGUACCCAGGACCACCUCCAGGGUUGAAGAGCGGGUGAAGCCACCUGUGCCGGAGAGGAAGUCAUCCCUAAUCUCCUCCCCCUUUUCCUCCACAUCCUCCCUCUCCUCUUGCACUUCCUUGGACUCUUCAGCCAAGCUUCCGCCCCCACCUUCUGUCCCACAAUGCACCUCUGCUUUGGCUCCCGUCUUUUACUUGCCAACUUUCGUAUCUCCUAAACUUCCUGCUCCUUCCUUCACCAAACUCUUUGCUGGUCUUCCUCCACCACCUUCAUCUCUAACUUCCCCACCUUUAUCUCUUACUCCCCCGCCUCCUCCACCUCCUCCACCUCCUCUCCCACUAUCAUUCCUCCCCCCUCUUCCCCCUCUUCUUCCUUCCUCUCGACCUCCUCCCCCCUCUUACUCCUACUUUGCCAAAUAUUCCUUCAACUUCCCUCCACCUCCAGAUUCCCCUCGUCUUCCCCCUUCAGAACUCUUGCCGAUUGUUGAACUUCCUCCUCACCCUCCUCCCCCACCUCCGCCUCUUCCUCCCCCAUUUACCUCCCCCCUCCCCCAAACCGGACCUCGCAGGUCUCUAAACAUCCCCCCCUUCGUCACUUCACAAGCUCUGCAGGCCGUCAAGCUUCGCCACGUCAAGAACCAGGAAUGCCUGCUAACAAGCGUCAUGCUAGCUGAUGCUGCUAAUGCUAACCACUCUACCAUUAUCCAGGAGCUACCUGAAGGUAAUCUAGACCGUGCUGUGUCGGCUCAUGCUGAUUCUAAACGAGUUGGAGCUGGCUCACAAACUGCUGUCUGUGAUAUUGGUAGCAAUGAUGCUAACGCAAUUAGUGAUUUAUUUGUCAAUGCUAACCUUGAUUGCCCAGGCAAUGCUUACGUAAAACAGCCUAAACAUGAUAACUACAACCAAACAAAAAGAGACAUAAGGAAACUCAAUGCUAAUCUUCAGAGCCCACAAAGCACUGUUGCUAACCAGAGAAGCUCUGGUCCCAAACCCCAAGAUAUCCAGUACACUGAACUAGAGAAGGAGCAUUUAGACAUGUAUGCUACACUGGCAAACAAUCAGGACUUCACACCUGAUUGUCCCUGGGUCAAAAUGACUUGCGGAACUGACGAAAACUGCAUUAAAACAAUUGUCCAACAGCCACAGGUCACGGAUACAAUGUUAACAGACACUAAGCUAACUGUAGAACUAGGAAACACUGAUUCUUCAUACUGGACCCUCUCUGGAACAAAACACAGAGAAAGUGGAAUGAGCAAAGAUAGCAAAGAUGCCAAUGACAGGAACGAUUCAGAAAUGUGGAACAAUGCAGCUGAUGGAGUUCCAACAUCCAAUAGUGGUUUACCCCAGAAUAAUAUAGUCUGUAAGGAAGGCAUCCAGAAGAAACCCCGCUCCCCGAAGAAGCCAACCCUCCCAAAGAAACCUGAUCUUGGCAUCCUGGGUCUCAUGGCGUCCCCGGAGACAAUACAAGGACAAGGUGUGUCAAUGAGGCAAUCACACCCUGAUUCCUGCCGCUCACCUGUCCACAGUCCUCCCAACACCAGUUCGCCUUCACCAAAGCACUUGGCACAAACUACUGACAAAACCAAAAGUCCUGAUGAAUCAAGGACCCCUUCCAUCUCCCCCAAAAAGCAGAAGCCACCAAUUGUGCACAAGAAACCUGAUUUUUCCCCUGAAAGAAUCAGACAACUCAUUGAAUUUAGAACUGAAGUGGACGCGUCCAAAGGGAACUGUGCCCCCCAGGAGGUCAUUGGUGUUUCAGAGACCAUGGGUGCCUCAGGGCUCGUGGAUACCACAAGGGCUGGAAACACUUUAAACGGCAACAUGGACACCUUUAGCAACCCAGGGACCAUUGGCAUAAAUGGGAACUGUGGGUUCUCAGGGGUUAAGGGUAUUGUAGAGCCCAGUGAUAUCCUAGGGGCUCCAAACACUAUCAAUGGUUACAUGGGUUCAUUGAGGAGUGUUACCACAGAAACAUGGUGCAACUCAGACAUGUGUAGCGCCCUAGGGUCCAUAAACACCUUGGACAACCAGGUUACCUUAGGAACCUGUAACAACCCAGGGACCAUGGGCAUCUCUCCGGACUGUGGUCCCUCAGGGGUCAUGGGCAUUGCAGAGUAUUCCAGUAUUGAAGGGGCUCCAAACACUAUCAAUGCAAGCAUGAGUUAUUUUGCUAAUUGUGGUACCUCAGAAUCAAGGGGCACCUCGGAGACCUGUAGCACCCUAGAGACUCUAAGCACCUUGGAGAACCGUGAUACCUUAGGAACUUGUGGAACUUCAGAGGCCUGUAGCAACCUAGGGACCAUGGGCAUCUUAAGGAACCUCAGUAGCUCAGGAACAUGGGGAACCUCCGACCUUGGUUCUUGUACUACCUUAGGGGAAUCAAGGGCAAAUGGAGCGAAUUCCACCCAAAAUGGUGCCUCAGACCCCUGGAUCAUCAACACAAGUCUUCAUAAGGAUGAGGACAUAACACUUCAGAGGAGCAUGAUGACAUCAUCGAUGGCUGAAGAGGAAGAGGAGGAAGAGAGAGGAAUGAAGACUACGGUGAUGAUGCCAUCAACCACCAAGAAAAAGGACAAAUUGAGGAAGAGGAGGAAGAGGAGGACCGGCAGACAGCUGCUGAUGAACGCUUCAACUACGAGGUGCUCCUACUCCUCCUCUUCCUCACUGUCAUCGUCUUCAUCUUCAUCCGGCGACGAGCAAGAUGUGGUGAAAGGAAGAACAAUGCAAACAAGAGUGAGGACGACGACAGAGAGCCCCUGCGCUCUGAUUGGUCCGAGCAGCUGCUCCCUCAGCAGUGCGCUGUCCAAUGAGAGCCUGCCGGGUGCGCCGUCACUUCCUGAUCUCCUGAUAGAGGAAGAGGAGAAGGAAAGGAGCAACGAAGGCGGGACGACGACCGGAAAACAUGAAGACGGCGACGUGUUCGUCAGUGUGUCUGCGGAUCAGAUGUUCAACUCUGAUCAACCGCGAUCCACCGAGGAUCUGUUCACCGUUAUCCACAGGUCUAAGAGGAAGAUGCUAAGAAGAUGCGAUUCAGGAGACGAUGGACGUCGACUCUCCUCCUCCUCUUCCUCCUCAUCCUCUUCCUCCUCCUCUUUUUCCCCCUCCUCUUCCUCUCCAGUCACCCCCACCGCCCCCCCACUGCAACCCUCCAACCUAAAGAGUCUGAGGUUGGCGAGGAGCGAGAGCUUUAAGGCUCUCCUGCUCAGGAAAGGCGGUCGCUCCAUCUCCUCUUCCCGAAUCUCUGCGGUUGAGCGUCUUCGCAUUCUUCCUGGCCACCAGAGGGCGCCAGAGCCUAACGACAAACCUGCAAAGACCCCCGAUCUGACCGAUGUAAAUGCCCAUCAGCUCAACUCGCCUCCAUACGAUCAGAACUUCUCCCUGAUUGGGUUCGGUUGGGGGAGUGACCUCUUCCUCGCCUCCUCCCCAUCAUCUUCCUCUCCUCACUUCCUCUUCCUCUCCUCGUCCUCCUCUACCUCUCGUCCUCGCUCCCUCACCCCCCCCUGCUCCUCCAGCCGGCGUUUCUCUGCUCGCUCUCGCCUCUUCGCCGCCCCCAUGACGGCCAUCUUUGAAGGGGGGAGUGAAGAAGAGGGGAGUGAUGAAGAGGAGGAAGAAGAGGAGUACUGAGGAUUUUUCGGAGCAUUUAACUGAAUGUAUGAAGCACAUUUCUCUCUACAGAAGCCUGAAGAGGACAUGCUGUGAUUAUUUUAUACUAUCUCACUGUCACAACGACGACGUAUUUAGGUCCUAAAAAUACAGAGUCAGGGGAACGGGAAAUCUUCUUAGAAUUUCAAUUCAGAAAUCUACGACAAUUAUUUUUCCUCAGCUUUCGCUGUUAUUAUUUCAAAUGUAAUUCUUAAAGACCUGAGAAUAUUUGAGUUUAAUUUGUAUCCAUUUUGCGUUUUAAUCUAACUCAAAUAUAUAUCUAUAUAUUUCCCUCGUUCUCCGAUUGUCUAACUUGGACUUUUAAAGGGUUAGAAAAAUAUUACAAUAUUUAUGAUAAAAUAUUUAAAGGGUUUUCUUCAAAUAUAUUUUGACGUCAUGCUGAGCCACUAAAAUGAUUUCUACUGCAUCUUUUAUUUUAUAUAGACUUUCAACUCAACAUAAUAUUUCAUGAAAUCUCAUUUUUAUAUAUUAAUCCCCUUCUAUCAGCUGACUGUAGUUUCUCCAAAACUGUAAGUAUUUAUUAUUAUCUCCCAUCUUGUUUUAUUUCGAAUGCUGCUAAAAUAUCUCUUAUAAGAUUUGCAUUUUUACUUUUAUAUAGAGGGUAGUAGAACGACAGGAGAUAAAUAUGUCUGUGUGAAUGUACUGUUGUAUAAUACAGUAAUAAAUAAAUGUGGAAUAAAGACAUUUAAAAAAGUCUUAAUGUAGAUCUAAGUUCACUUCAGAUCAAUUGAUUUGAACGUAGUUGAACUCUAUUAUAAUUUGCUUCAUAGCCAUAUUUAUUUAAAAUGGACUGAAAUGGUGUUUCAUGACUUUAAGAACUUUUCUAUUAUGAAAACAAAGUGUAGAGACAUAAAAAAGAAAAAGUAAUAUGUUAGAAAUAUUUAAAUGUAAAUAAAGGACAAAGGAGACGUCUUUAUUCCACUUCAUUGAUGUUUCUUUCAUUUUCCAAUUAUUUUAUUUAUCAAAUGUUUGUAUUUAUGAUUUCAGUCAUUUUGAUUGACCGAUUUGAUCUCCACAUGUUUGUUUUAGUUCAUAAUUUCAUAUUAUUUUAUAUUGAUUUCUUCUCAACAUGUCCACAUGAUCUUUUCCUCUGUUCUAUUUGUUUUCAAUUUCACUUUUUCUCUUUUAUUUCGAUGUUUAUUUAUUUACAUUUUUUAACAGGUCUUUCCCCCAGCGUCUUGGGAAACAUCAGCAAGAUAAAAUCACACCUGCUCACACACCUGGUGUUGUUCUUGGGUGUGUGUGUGUGUGUGUGUGUGUGUGUGUGUGUGUGUGUGUGUGUGUGUGUGUGUGUGUGUGUGUGUGUGUGUGUGUGUGUGUGUGUGUGUGUGUGUGUGUGUGUGUGUGUGUGUGUGUGUGUGUGUGUGUGUGUGUGUGUGUGUGUGUGUGUGUGUGUGUGUGUGUGUGUGUGUGUGUUGCGUCACUGUAACCUCUGUAUUUGUUUUUCUUGUAUUACCUAAAUCUCCUCUUCACUUCAGACUCAGAGUUUAUACGUUUCUAUUAAAGCUGAUUAAUCCUCUUUCAGUGUCGGACCCUGAACGCCUCGGGGAGAAGCUGUCAGACUUUAUCCCGUUUCAGAAAUGAUCAGUAAACUCAUCCGUCUUUAAAACUGUUAUUUGAAGCAUAAGAAAAAUGAUGUGGAAAUUGAAAGAAACAUGUUUAAAAUGAUAACUUCAUUAAAGUACAAUUUGUAUUGUCAUUUCUGAUUAAUAUUUAUUAGUUGUCUCUUUAGUCAACAUUUACUUUAUUACUUUCAUAUUUAUUAUUAUUUGUUCCUUUUUGAUAAUAAUACAUUUUUUAUUUGUGUUUAACUAAAACCAAAAAACCCAGAGAUUAAGAACCAUAUGAGUAAAUAUAUUUACAAUUUUAAUUUAUAUUUUAAAACUCCAAAUUAAAUAUGUUUCUGUUUCCUGGCGAGGGUCCAGGCAGUGUCCGUGAGAAAGUGCAGAAUAAACAGCUUCCUCAGGAACGCUGAACAAACACAGGUUAAAGUCAGUGAUACCCUCAUGCUCUCAGAGAGACGGAGUUUAUAUCUGGAGAACAAAUAAGGGCGCGCCGCUGAAACACCUCUCUGUUUUCCCUCCUCAUUCACUGCAGGUAAUCUGCUUCAUGCCUUCAUAUCUCAGCAUUCACCAAAAAUACACGAGUUGAUUAUCUACAAAAAACUGAUUUUACUUGAGAUUUUAUUUUUUAAUUAAAUGUUUGAUUUAUUUUCUAUCGAGAAAAUCUACAUUUUUUUCUUCUUAAUUUAAUCCUUAAUUUGUUUUUCUUUAGAAUUAUUAUUCAUUUCUACAUUUAUAAAUAUUAGAUUUAAAUAAUAGCAUUUAUGCUUAACAUUUUUCAUUGGAUGAGAUUUUAUUUCAUUUAGAGUGUGGAGGGAGUAAUACACACA